AUGCUCCCAACCGACGACGCUGGCGCUCAGGGCCACACCCUCUCCGCUCAAGAUUGGAGCCAAUACAAGCAGAUCAUCUACGACCUUUACAUCAGUCAAAACCUGCCCUUGACGACUAUCCGUGAGCGCCUUCUAGACGAAUACUCUUUCCAUGCCAGUAUACCACAGUAUAAACGAAAGCUUAAAGAAUGGAGAUAUUCCAAAAAUCUCAAAGCUUCGACCUGCAAAGCUCUCGGUGACAGUUUGGAACGGCGAGGUCUCACUGGCACAAAUGCUGUCACAGAAAUCAACGGCGUCACUCUGAGCUCCAAGAGACUGCAAAGGGCUCUGAGGAGGCACCACAUCCCAACUUUGAAGCGAAAAUUUGGGUUGGAGCAAAGGGCCUCCACUCCCGAAGGCAUCUCUUUUCGAGGGUCCUCCGUGGAGCCUACGACCCCAUUUCCCCGUAUUGCAGCAAUCGAAGUCCCAUCAGGUGUCAAAUACACCUUACAGCUGCAGCUGUCCCAUCCAAUGGCGGUAUUGCUCGAUGAUACCAGCCCACCUGAGAUUGAACCUCCUAUCAAUUGCCUUGCUAAGACGGGAUUAUCACAGCCUCGCUCAGAAAGGCCCAGAGGGUCUUCCAACGAUCACCUUGCUGUCCCCGCCGUCGAGUUCAUAUAUCUAGACGAUUCCAGGCAGCCAUCAACAGCCAAGACGCGAAGGGAAGCAGCCGCGGCGAGACUUCUCAACUACCUUCCCCUGCAGGAGCCUGACCGCGUGAUUCAGGACCUCGAUAUUUUGAUACAUCAAGAUGGAAGCAUUGACCUCACUUUACUUACCAGCAAUAUCACAGAUCUCUGUGCAAACAAUUUCCUAAAUGACAUCCACAGAAUCCGCUCCGUGGAAUGCUUAGUACUCGAAUAUCUUCUAUCAGCAGGUGCUGACCCGAACGCACCGCUCAGAGACUGCUCCUUUGACAGGGAAACGCUUCUUCAAUUUGCAGUCAAGAGGGAAAACACCGACCUGAUUAAGUUGCUGCUACGUUACGGAGCAGACGCCAAUGCGCCUCCUACUCAGGGCUACAGAUGGACAGCUUUACAAGCCGCAAGUAAAGGUGGGAACUUAGAACUUGUGGAACUACUACUCAACUAUAGAGCGGACGUCAAUGCACCUCCUGCUGAGACCGGAGGGCGUACAGCAUUACAAGCCGCAAGUGGGUAUGGGAACUUACAAGUUGUGGAACUCCUACUCAACCAUAAAGCGGACGUUAAUGCACCUCCUGCUGAGCGCUUUGGGCGUACAGCUUUACAAGCUGCAAGUGAGGGUGAGAACAUCCAAAUAGUGGAACUGCUGCUCAAGCAUGAAGCGGACGUCAAUGCGCCGCCCACCAGGUGGGGUGGACUAAACGCUCUUCAAGCUGCCGCAGAGAAGGGCAACCUUACGAUUGCGCAGCUGCUUCUUGCAGCUGGAGCAGACGUCGGUGCCCCGAUGGGCGGAUUGGCGAUACAACAGCAAUCAAUGCUGCAGCUAGUUUCGGGGAUCUGA
Messenger RNA from Fonsecaea multimorphosa CBS 102226, 1524 nucleotides. RefSeq lists its product as uncharacterized. The transcript has a single exon. Lineage: Eukaryota; Fungi; Ascomycota; Eurotiomycetes; Chaetothyriales; Herpotrichiellaceae. The coding region runs from base 1 to 1524 and encodes 507 amino acids. Gene Ontology annotation, cellular component: cytoplasm. The record is from RefSeq and is a predicted model, not a curated record. Gene Ontology annotation, molecular function: protein binding.